Molecule: messenger RNA, 1766 nt
Organism: Alligator sinensis (Chinese alligator)
Lineage: Eukaryota; Metazoa; Chordata; Crocodylia; Alligatoridae
Gene: NSMCE1
Product: NSE1 homolog, SMC5-SMC6 complex component
Exons: 7
Coding region: 176-934 (252 amino acids)
Biological process (GO): double-strand break repair via homologous recombination; DNA damage tolerance
Cellular component (GO): nucleus; Smc5-Smc6 complex
Molecular function (GO): ubiquitin-protein transferase activity
Source: RefSeq, a predicted model, not a curated record
GGGAAAGGGAAGAGAGCAAAGUUACUGUUGCAUUUAACACAAGAAUUAAGCUUACAUGGUAACUUUUCAUUCCAUUCAAUUUUCCAUGUUCAAACCAGCCACUUGGAAUGGACUAAUGUUGUUGGACCCCUGAAGAGCCAAGCAACAGCCACGGGGUCCCUGAAUAUAGCUACUGAUGUCCAAAGAGCUGGAUUCUCCUGCCAGCUGGUGUGGCUUUGCAGGCAGCCAUGAUAUAAGAGGAGCACAGGAAAAAUGUGCGCCAGUCUACUAUGCUCAUGAUAAAUUGGAUGACUUCAUCAACGUUAUAAACACCCAUCUGCAGCCUCUGUUUAUGCAGAUCCGGAAAGGAAUAUCUGAAGACGACGGGAGAGCCCAUUACGCGCUGGUUAAUCUGGCGGAAACUGAAAUAACUAAAAUGGCAUCUGACUAUGCAGAAAAUGAGUUGGAAUUGUUCAGAAAAACUAUGGAUCUGAUUAUCUGCUCAGAAAAUGGCUUUGCAUCUUCCACAAACAUUCUGAACCUUGUUGACCAACUUAAAACAAAGAAAAUGAAGAAAAAGGAUGCAGAGCAAGUGCUGAAAAACUUGGUGCAGGAUAAGUGGCUUUCUGAGAGAGAAGGGGAGUACACUUUGCACACUCGCUGCAUAAUGGAGAUGGAGCAGUACAUACUUAACAACUACCAAGACAUGGCAAGAAAGUGCAACAUCUGUCACAGCCUUGCCAUUCAGAGUCAAGUGUGUGAAACCUGUGGCAUUGGAAUGCACUUACCUUGUGUUGGAAAAUAUUUCAAAGCUCAGACUGAGCCACGCUGUCCCCAAUGCAAUGAUUUCUGGCCUCAUGAAAUUCCAGAGAUAAAUUGGACAGAUUCCCAGCUGCCCUCCAACUCCCCUGGGGAGAGAAGGAGAGCCUCAUCCUCAAGAACAAGGCGGCGUUAGAAAGAGCAGCUAUUCAGUUUUAGCAUGAAGAUGUCAUUCUGCAAGCGGGAAUGCCUGUGGGACAAAAGCAGCUGCUGCUUUAUAGAUUUUAUUCUGUAAAAAACCUUGCCAGUGUGAAAAUAAAACUUCUACUUUGGCCUCCCUGCUCCACGGUCCAGCUUGGUGCCAGCACCACUGCAGUUAGUGCAGCUCUCUUGUUAAGCACCCAUAGCCACAUGGCUGUUGGUGAGGGCCCUGUGUCUGGGGAAGAGCAGAAGACUGGACUGCUGGAGGCUGAGUUCUCUUAGCCUGAAUGGAGCCUUGUCCAGCCAAGUGGCGUGGACCUGCUGCAGCAUGUUCUGUGCAAAUCCCCCAAGCUGGGCUCCACGCUUAUGCUGCGCACACGCUGUAACUGUUUGGAAGUAGGUGAAGUCCAUGCACUUUGUUGGUGAAAUGCUGUCUAUGCCCCUGACAGGACUAGUGCAUCUUACUUGUGAAUUCCAGCCCUUCACUCCCAGCCUCCCUAUUUCCUGCACUCUUUAACUGCUACAAACCUGACAGAGGUGGCACCAGGUGCACAGCUUGAGGUUUCUCAAGGUUUAGGAACUUGUUUUAAGUCUUUUUUUUUUUUUCUUAAUCCCUCAAUGUCCUGAUAGUUUCUGGUUAUAAUAAAUUGCAAGGCAUGCACUUUUGCUGUAUCUUCUCUUCUUUGAUCUUAACCUUCCUGCAGCCUUACAGCUUCUCGGGGAAGAGGCACGUGCAGGUGGUCUUCUCAUCUCAGUGUGCAGGGACUGGAAGUUGGUUACUGCUCCUUCUCUUACAUUUUUUUCACAUAAUACCCCAGAAAUUGGUG